CCCUACGCCGUAAUAGACAUAUCCUGAUCUUCAUGAAACCUUCAAGUAAAGCUUAGCCCAAAGAAAAAAAAGAAAAACAAAAUCUGUUACUUGGAAUCCAAAUUUUUUAUUUCUGUUGUUCUUGUUCUCAAACUAAUUCUGCUUCAAUGUCACUACUGAAGUUGCUUAUGCAUUUAUCUCCUUUCUUGGUUGCUCAUUUAUUCGUAUCAGGAAACACAAGUAACAAGACAGGAGUAUACAAUAGGGGAAUGUAUAAAUUAAACAGGACAGAUAGACGUUUUUCAGCACCUGCCGAACCGCCGAUAAUAGCACCAAGCCUUUCCCCACAAGUUAAAAAACCACCAAGCCUUUCGCCACAAAGGAUAACGCCACCAAGCCUUUCGCCACAAGGGAUAACGCCACCAAGCCCUUGGCCACAAGGGAUAACGCCACCAAGGCCUUCUCCAGAAGGGAUAACGCCACCAUGGCCUUCUCCAGAAAUAAGGCCUAAAACUCCAAGAAGUUUGGUACCACUUAUAGCUGGAGUUAUAGGUAGUUUUCUUCUUAUCAUUUCUUUUGUAGUGAUUUUUAUUUUGAGGGCAAGAUGGCGUGGGAAGUCUGAACAAGAUCCGCAGGAUGUGGAAGAUGAUCAUAUAAAGCAUGUUCCAGGAAUGCCUGUCAGGUUCUCAUACCAAGAACUAUACGUUGCAACUGAUAAUUUCAACGAGAGACUUGGAAGAGGCGGCUUCGGGUCUGUAUUCAAAGGAAAAUUGGGAGAUGGAACACAAAUUGCUGUGAAGAGGUUGGAGAAACGAGGCCAAGGAAUGAGUGCUUUUUUAGCAGAAGCCGAGGCAAUUGGAAGUCUGCACCAUUUUAACUUGGUGAGGUUGAUUGGAUUUUGCGCAGAGAAAUCCUCUAGGCUUUUGGUUUUUGAGUAUUUGAGCAAUGGAUCGUUGGAUAAUUGGAUUUUUAUGAAUGUACAAAGAUCUUUCCUUGAUUGGCAGACCAGGAAGAAGAUUAUACUCGACAUAGCAAAAGGGCUGGCUUAUCUUCAUGAAGACUGUCGACAUACCAUAAUACAUCUUGAUGUAAAACCACAGAACAUUCUUUUGGAUUCAAGUUUCCACGCCAAAAUCGCUGAUUUUGGGUUAUCCAAGCUAAUCAAUAGAGAUAUGAGCCAGGUUCAAAUCUCAAUGAGAGGAACACCGGGAUAUCUUGCUCCAGAAUGGCGUCAACCAUUGGGUCGUAUUACGGUAAAAGUUGACAUAUAUAGCUUCGGAAUUGUCCUCCUUGAAAUAGUUUGUGCUCGCAGAAAUGUAGACCAAUCACAACCAGAAUCUGCCUUUCAUUUGCUUACAAUGCUGCAGAAGAAAGCUGAUCAUCAAGAUGGAGUAAUAGACAUUGUGGAAAAUUUGGAUGAAUACACGCGGAGUGAUAGAGAGGAAAUAACGAGGAUGAUAAAGGUUGCUGCUUGGUGUUUGCAAGAUGACCCAGAAAGAAGACCUCUCAUGUCAACAGUUUUAAAAGUGCUGGAAGGUGUUAUGGAGGUAGAUUCAAAGAUCAAUUAUCGGUUUUCGCAUGCAAUGAUAUCUUCUCCAGCUGGUAACAACCAUAUUUCUUCAGCACCUCCUCCAGCAUCUGUUCUUUCCAAUCCUAGAUGAUGUAGUUGUAAAACUCUCUCUUAUGGCAGAAAUAAAAUCUAUCAUGCUUCUUGUCGCU
Populus nigra (black poplar) is the source of this 1698-nucleotide messenger RNA. RefSeq names its product G-type lectin S-receptor-like serine/threonine-protein kinase SD2-5. The record is from RefSeq and is a predicted model, not a curated record. Gene Ontology annotation, biological process: protein phosphorylation. NCBI's taxonomy places the organism in Eukaryota, Viridiplantae, Streptophyta, Magnoliopsida, Malpighiales, Salicaceae. The coding region runs from base 147 to 1640 and encodes 497 amino acids. Gene Ontology annotation, molecular function: protein kinase activity; ATP binding. The transcript is spliced from 2 exons.